AUGCUACAGGCGGAGCAGAUCAACCCUGUUCCCUAUCGACCCCAGAUGAUUGGUUUGGUAGAGCGAUUCCAUCGUACGUGGAAGGACUAUACGUGGUUCGACUUCGCGGUAUACGCGUACAAUUCGGGUAAGCAUACGACUGUGUCGUUAUCACCAUACGAGCUGAUGAUGGGUCGUCGAUUGCGACCACCGAACGAACUGCUUCGACAAAUGAGCGUCAGUGAAGCGGGUGAGUUAACGGCGUACCACCAGAGACUGUUGACGGCGAUGCAAAGUGCACAUGCGUGCGCCGAGAAGACAAGGAGGCGUGAACAGAACCGACAGGCUCGCUACUAUGUUCGACGAGUAAAAGUUAAGCGGUUGCUCAAUGUGGGAGAUCGUGUAUGGAUGUUCCCGUCACCGCGUGGCCGGAAGACUUCCAAAUUCGUCCACCAAUGGAUCGGUCCAAUGAGGAUCCUUGAGCCGGCGGGAUAUGAAAAUAACUUGGUGAAAUGCGAGGACAAGGACGGUGAGGUAGAGGGUUUCUUGCUCAUGCCUCAUUUUUAG
Phytophthora infestans T30-4 is the source of this 546-nucleotide messenger RNA. RefSeq lists its product as uncharacterized. The record is from RefSeq and is a predicted model, not a curated record. Gene Ontology annotation, molecular function: nucleic acid binding. Bases 1 to 546 code for a protein of 181 amino acids. NCBI's taxonomy places the organism in Eukaryota, Oomycota, Peronosporomycetes, Peronosporales, Peronosporaceae. The transcript is spliced from 2 exons.